ACGCGCAGCACACAAUGCUCACGCCGACAGACAAAACCAGCUUAAACGCCACUGUAACAGUUCACGCAGUCGGUCGGCUGUACUGAUGCGUACGUUGCUGAUUGUAUGAUGUUUCUAAGGCGAAAAAAUUGGCAAACAGCGAGUGAGAAGCUUGACGCGCCAAAGUCUUCAAUUCCGCGCAAGAAAUCCAAUUGAAAUCCCAGCGGCCGUCACAUUAAGCGUUUGUCAGCGUGUCAGAAGGUGCAUUUUAAUCAUCUCCCACUUCGCCCGACGAUGCGGCUGUGCUAGCGGCAAAGGUCACUUGACUCCCGCCUAAUCUGCGUAUAUAAUGGCCUAUCCCCCGUUUUUAUUUCCCCCCUCCUCGGCCCACCGCGGCCCCCCGGAUUUCUCCAUGAACUCCAUUUUAUCGGGAAGCCCCGCCCAUCCGCAGCACUCGCUGCCGGGCGGCAACCCCUUCUUCCCGCACAUGCCGCCGUUCCCCAUGCACUCCUUCUCCAACCCCUUCUUCAACAAGUUCCCCGCCCCCUUUCCCCCGGGGGCGCCCUCCGGCCCCUCCCUUUUGGGCGGAGGGGCGCCGCUGGACUUCGGCGCGCACCAGCGGCCGGUGCGGACGGUGGAGCCGGGCCAGGACGACGUGGAGGACGACCCGAAAGUGGAGCUGGACCAGACUGAGUUGUGGACGGAGUUCCACAAUCUCGGCACGGAAAUGGUGAUUACCAAAAGCGGCAGGAGAAUUUUCCCCGCAUAUAAAGUCAAGAUAUCGGGAUUGGAUAAAAAAGCGAAAUACUUUCUUCUGAUGGAUGUCAUGCCUGCGGAUGAUUGCCGGUAUAAAUUUCACAAUUCACGGUGGAUGGUGGCGGGAAAAGCCGACCCGGAAAUGCAUAAACACACGUACAUUCAUCCGGAUUCACCCAGUACCGGCGAGCAGUGGAUGCAGAAGAUCGUCUCCUUCCAUAAACUCAAACUGACCAAUAACAUCUCCGACAAGCACGGCUAUACGAUCUUAAAUUCGAUGCACAAGUAUUUACCCCGCGUUCACGUGGUACGCGCUAGUGAUCUACGGGGAUUGGCUUAUAACGCCUACCGGACGUUUGUCUUCCCGGAAACCGCCUUCAUUGCCGUGACCGCGUAUCAAAACGAGAAGAUCACGCAGCUGAAGAUCGACAACAACCCCUUCGCCAAGGGAUUCCGCGACACCGGCGCCGGGAAGCGCGAGAAAAAGCGCGUCUCAAAUAGUCCUGAGCGUUCCCGACACUCCAACCACUCCCAUGAGCGGCAUCAGUAUUCCGCACCGAGCGUUACCGCUCACAUGCCAAACAAAGAUCGUUCUCAUAAAUCGCACACCCGUGAAUUAAGGGAUAACAAACCCGUCGAUGCACCAACCACUGACGCGCAACACAAUCAUUCACGCACGGAAAUACAUCCAGCAAAAGCCCAAACAGACGACGACGGUUCCGAUAUUUCCGAUAACGAGAACGACCCGAGCGCCAAUCGCGAGUCGCCCGAAAAGUUGUCCGGAUCGAAAUCCAAACUGGACGAUUCACCACCUUCCGAACCGUCCACGGGCGGCCGUCUUCCGCAGUUUCCCGCAUUCUCCCCGACGGGUCCCCUCGUACCCUUCCUGUACCCACCGGGUUAUCCCCGACCUCCGGUCGAUCCGCGUUUCGAGCACAUCCCGCAUUUCGCCGGCCUCCAUCCGUUCUUCCAUCAAGCGGCAGCCAGUGGCAACCCGUUCUUCUCCAAUAUGUUCUACACCCAGGGACUUCCGGGAAUGCAUCCGUAUCAUUUGGGUCCGCCGGUGGGGUUCCCUAAACCUAACCGCUUCACACCGUAUCAAGUGCCGCAGACGCGAUCUUCCCUGUCCCGCUCGCCGAUGGAAACACCGUCGGACGGGCGAAGUGUGACCCCGGUAUCACGCAGUUCCGCCUCCAGCGCCUCCCCGAAACCCCGCUUGCGAGGCCAGCAAAUGUAAAAGAGAUUAAAGACUUGUGGUUUUUUUGUGCCUGUGUUGUCGUUGUUUAGCUUUUGAAGACCAGCACGUGACAAUAUUAAUGGCGAACUGUUGGUGACAAAUUAAGUGACGAAAUUCAUUAAAACUUCUGUGAUACAUUGCUGGCUUACGGUGGUGGCAGUAAAGGAACUUAUACGUAAGGAACUUUACGAUGA
Molecule: messenger RNA, 2166 nt
Organism: Paramacrobiotus metropolitanus
Lineage: Eukaryota; Metazoa; Tardigrada; Eutardigrada; Parachela; Macrobiotidae
Product: T-box transcription factor TBX3-like
Exons: 9
Coding region: 329-1972 (547 amino acids)
Biological process (GO): cell fate specification; regulation of transcription by RNA polymerase II; positive regulation of DNA-templated transcription
Cellular component (GO): nucleus
Molecular function (GO): RNA polymerase II cis-regulatory region sequence-specific DNA binding; DNA-binding transcription factor activity, RNA polymerase II-specific
Source: RefSeq, a predicted model, not a curated record